This is a messenger RNA of Eremothecium cymbalariae DBVPG#7215, 690 nucleotides long. RefSeq names its product Ldb7p (gene LDB7). Gene Ontology annotation, biological process: chromatin remodeling. The transcript has a single exon. The record is from RefSeq and is a predicted model, not a curated record. Gene Ontology annotation, cellular component: RSC-type complex. Lineage: Eukaryota; Fungi; Ascomycota; Saccharomycetes; Saccharomycetales; Saccharomycetaceae. Bases 1 to 690 code for a protein of 229 amino acids.
AUGUCAGAAAUCCGUAGCUAUUACAAUGUCAUUUCUGACUUAUCCUGCUUUGAAUCGUCCGAUAAAGUGUCCUUCACCGAAGAACAGCUUUUAGAAUUGACACAACAGGAGUAUGAUAACAGAGAAACCAGGGAUGAUUUGUCUAAGUCAGGACUUCAUUUUGAUCCAAUAAAAAGAAUACCGAUGCAUUCCUAUCUCGGCCCAUUGACGGCUCGCGAUGCAGAAGAAGCUGCGAAACAUUUGGGGUUUUACAACUUGAAGCAUACGCUUUUGGGCGGGUACGUGCCACGCAACCAAUUAGAAUCUCUAUCGAGCACAGAUUUUGCACAUUAUCUUCACAAGAUAUUAGAAUGCGAGGGCCCGUUAGAUUCGUAUAGCAAGUAUGUGAAUGUUGGAAGAAUCCCUAUUGGAUCUAUAGACCCAGUAAACGAGUUACCGGUUCCGCUUUCGGCGAAGACACCCGUUCAGGUUCAAGCAGGAACGCCUGGAUCGUCGUCUUCUACUAAGGUUCAGACGCCUAGUAGUAGUGCGACUCCGUCGGCUGGAACCCCUCCUAUCGUUAAUACUACUAUAAAAAAAGCUGGCGAAUCACAUAUAAAAAAGGUGGUGCUUUGCAAACUCUGCAAGAAAAGGUUCAGCGGGCCUAGAAGAUUUACCGAGUUUUCCAAUCAUAUGUGUAUGAAAGGCUAG